CACAGUCGUAUUCUGCAGAGAGCAGUGGAAAUAGCGGCGUCUGGAAUAUAAGGGAGAGUUACCAAGCCGUCAUGGAAGUCGCCUCAACCUCUCACUGCUUAGAGAGGGUCGGCCACAACUAGAAUAGAAGUGUGUGUCUCAGAUAGACGUGUUUGUUGCCUGAUCUACAGACGACUUGAGGAUGCGGGGACGCACCGUGCUGGUGGCGGCGGUGCUGGUGGUGGUGCUGUGGGCCGUAGUGAGCGCUGGACCUGCACCGCUCGAGGAGGACCUGCUGGAGGAAGAGGAGGAGGAAGCCGAAGAGACACUGACUAGGGUGGAGCGCCAGGCACAAGGAGGGCCUCAGGGUGCUUUCAACCCGCUCAGCUUUUUCACUGGAGGCGCCGGUGUCCCUCAGUUUGGGCUGCAAUUCCAGUCUAGCCAACAGCCUCAAUUUGGCCAGCAAUCUCAGUUUGGCCAGCAAUCUCAGUUUGGCCAACAGCCCCUAUUCGGCCAACAGCCCCAGUUUGGUCAACAGCCACAGUUUGGCCAACAGCCCCAAUUUGGCCAACAGUCUCAGUUUAGCCAGCAGCCACAGUUUGGCCAACAGCCCCAGUUUAGCCAGCAGCCCCAGUUUGGCCAACAGCCCCAGUUUGGCCAACAGCCCCAGUUUGGCCAACAGCCCCAGUUUGGCCAACAGCCCCAGUUCGGUCAACAGCCCCAGUCUGGCAAGUUUGACUUCUUCCCGCCAGCUGUGUUCGGGCCAGUCAACCCGCCCCAGACCUUCGAUCUAAGUGGUCGCGGGAAUCGUGGCGGCGGAGGGCGGAACAUCAACUGCAACCGACGAAAGAACAGAGACAAAGAGGAAUGCCAGGGUAACAACAACCGACCAAACCGACCAAACAGAGGCGACAGAAACGAUAGGCCCAACAGGCCCGGUCGCAGGCCCAACAGGCCGGGCCGCAAACCCAACAAAGGCAAGACUGGUAUCAACUGCAAUCGGAGGCAAAACAGAGACUUGCCGGAGUGCCAAGCUGACGGUCCACCAAGCCAAGAUGUGGAGGUGCUCGCCGGUAGCGUGCCGUGGCUGACGGACGUGGCAGCAGGCGGCAACGUAGUAGAGCUGCAAGGACUUCCUAACACCCCACGCAUGCAGUCCAGGCGAUACCAGCUUGCCGUUAACCAGCCUGACCUGCCAUUCCAAAGCUGCCGGACGCCCCGCCGUGAGAAAGGAUUUUGUCGAUAUCUGCAACAUUGCAUCCUGCCGGAAUUCGUCUCUGGUUUCACAGCUUACCUUCCCUACGCUUGUCUCAUCGAUAGCAAGUACCUAGGUGCCUGCUGUCCCACAAGUUUCAACAGCAACAAUCUGCAACCAAGCACUCCUAACCCAGUGACGCCAGCUCCCACCCCUCGCCCCACCACGCCUCCUAGUGAAGCCAGAGGCUGUGGACUUAUCGCUAAGCCACCACCUACCAGGAUUGUCGGAGGAAAGCCGGCUGACCCCAAGGAGUGGCCCUGGAUCGCUGCCUUGUUGCGGAACGGAGCUACUCAGUUCUGUGGCGGAACACUCAUCACCAACCAGCACGUGCUCACUGCCGCCCAUUGCAUUGUUGACUUCACCAAGGAAUCCAUCACAGUGCGACUGGGCGAGUACACCUUUGAUGAGACUGGAGAGUCGCCACACGUUGACUUCAAGAUCAAGACAAUGAAGCCCCACGAGCACUACGAUACCAACACCUACGUGAAUGACAUCGCUCUCAUCACAUUGGACCGCACCACUGACUUCAAUGAUGCCAUCUGGCCUGUGUGUCUCCCGCAGAGCGACGAAAGUUACGUGGGCCGCGACGCCACGGUGGUCGGCUGGGGCACCAUCUACUUCGGGGGCCCCGUGGCCUCCACGCUGCAGGAGGUCACCAUCCCUGUCUGGACUAACGAAGAAUGCAACGCAGCCUACGAGCAAGACAUCAUUGAUAAGCAGAUCUGUGCUGGAGCCAGGGAGGGCGGCAAGGACUCCUGUCAGGGCGACAGCGGAGGUCCUCUCCUGCUGCAGCAAGGCGGAGCCAACAGAUGGGCUAUUGCGGGCGUGGUGUCAUGGGGUAUCCGGUGUGCCGAGCCAGGAAACCCCGGCGUGUACACUCGCGUCAGCAGAUACAGUCAAUGGAUCAGAAAUAAUGCUGUGUAAUAUGUCCCAGGAAGGUUCGCAGGUACGGCGUCUCUCCUCCAAGAGGAGCAACCCACGCCCUAUGCAGUGCUGAUUCUCGACCAGACCUCCAGUGAGAGAGAGUGACUUGUAGAAGCAAGAGUCGCGGACCAGCUGUGGCACUAGAAUAAGAGGUUUUACUUCGUAGGCUUCAUUACUGAUUCAGGAACAGGGAACGUGCGCACAGCACACCACUAAAUACAGGAUAUGUAACCUUGAAUGAGGGCAGAAGGCAAAGCAGAAUUCGAGGGGUAUUUAUUUGGCGUUUACUGGUUUACCAACAUGUUUUGUUUUUCUUGUCAUCUUUUUUUCUUUUUAUGUAUAAAUGUUGAUGUUUUACGUUUUUAGCAGCAAACAUUUUUAAAGAAAAACUGGUUGUUACACUACACAUUAUACAUGAAGAAUGUUAAAUAAAUGAGAAUCCUUA
Messenger RNA from Portunus trituberculatus (swimming crab), 2606 nucleotides. Its product is annotated as proclotting enzyme-like. The record is from RefSeq and is a predicted model, not a curated record. Gene Ontology annotation, biological process: proteolysis. The transcript has 13 exons. Bases 182 to 2161 code for a protein of 659 amino acids. NCBI's taxonomy places the organism in Eukaryota, Metazoa, Arthropoda, Malacostraca, Decapoda, Portunidae. Gene Ontology annotation, molecular function: serine-type endopeptidase activity.